Messenger RNA from Akanthomyces muscarius, 1371 nucleotides. RefSeq lists its product as uncharacterized. The record is from RefSeq and is a predicted model, not a curated record. Gene Ontology annotation, biological process: lipid catabolic process. NCBI's taxonomy places the organism in Eukaryota, Fungi, Ascomycota, Sordariomycetes, Hypocreales, Cordycipitaceae. The transcript has a single exon. Bases 1 to 1371 code for a protein of 456 amino acids. Gene Ontology annotation, molecular function: triacylglycerol lipase activity.
AUGAAGUUCCUGUCUCUGGUUGCCGCGGUCCUCCCGCUGGCGUCCGCUCUCACAAUCCCUGAGAAGCGCAUCACCACCCCGGCCAACGACCCCUUUUACGUGCCCCCCUCGGGCUUUGAGUCGUCCAAGCCCGGCGCCGUCCUGCGCGAGCGCCCCAUCGUGGCUUCAUUCUUUGGCCUCAUCCCCGAAGCCAUUGACGCCCGCCAGCUGCUCUACCGCACCACGGCCAUUGACGGCUCGGCCAUUGCCACCGUCACGACCAUCUUCAAGCCGCUGAUCGCCAAGAAGGACCGCUUCAUUGCGUUCAACACGGCCUACGACUCGUCCGCCUCCAUCUGCGACCCCAGCUACAACUACCGCUGGGGUGCCCUCCAGACGGACCUGAUCUCCUCGGCCGAGUUCCUCGUCAUCCAAGCCUACCUGCUCUCUGGCUACACUGUCGCUUCGUCCGACUAUGAAGGUCCUGAUGUGGCUUUCUCUGUCGGCCGCCUCUCAGGCAUGGGCGUCCUUGAUGGCAUCCGCGCCGUGGUCAACUACGGCCCCAAGAUUGGUCUGAACAAGAACCCCAUGGUCGUCAAUGUCGGAUACUCUGGCGGCGCCAUUGCCGGUGGCUGGGCUGCUUCCCUCCAGCCUAGCUACGCCCCGGAGCUGAACAUGAAGGGCUUCAUCAUCGGUGGCACCCCUGCCAAUCUCACCCAGGUUCUCGUCGCCGUUGACGGCACGCUCUUCGCCGGCUUCCUCCCCGGUGCUAUUGCCGGUCAGGUCAUGCCCUCUGCUUACAAGGCCCGUCUCGGACCCGUCCUGGACAAGAUCAUCACUCCCCAUGGCAAGGAUGUUCUGGCUCUGGGAUCCAGCCAGUGCGUCGCUGUCAACCUCAUUUCCUUUGUGGGCCAGUCGCUCCUCGACACCAAGGUGCAGAGUCUGGGCCCAGACCUGCUCUACCAGGAGGAUGUCGCCGCCGUGCUCACGGAAAACACCAUGGGCCUGAAGCAGGAAGAAACCCCCAAGGUGCCCGUUUUCAUGUACCACGCCAAGAAUGACGAAAUCAUUCCCUUCAGCGGAGCCGAGGAUCUGAGCAAGCGCUGGUGCGGCUACGGUGCCGACGUGCGCUUCACCAACUACGGAGCUGGUGGUCACGCCACUACCGAGGUUGUCGCCGUCAUCGACGCCAUCAAGUUUGCCAAUGAUGCUUUUAACGGCUGGGUUCCUGGUGGCUGCUCCAGCACUUCGGUUCUCACCGAUAGUCUCAACCCGCUCGCUCUUGGCCUCAAUCUGGAGCCGGUUCUUACCCAGCUUAUCGGCAUUCUGCUGGCUCUCGGCAAGAAGGAUGCCAACUGGGUCCAGGGCAUCAAGCAGGGCAAGGUUAUGUAA